Dendrobium catenatum is the source of this 1103-nucleotide messenger RNA. RefSeq names its product abscisic acid receptor PYL3-like. Gene Ontology annotation, molecular function: signaling receptor activity; abscisic acid binding; protein phosphatase inhibitor activity. The coding region runs from base 253 to 804 and encodes 183 amino acids. Gene Ontology annotation, cellular component: nucleus; cytoplasm. The transcript is spliced from 3 exons. NCBI's taxonomy places the organism in Eukaryota, Viridiplantae, Streptophyta, Magnoliopsida, Asparagales, Orchidaceae. The record is from RefSeq and is a predicted model, not a curated record. Gene Ontology annotation, biological process: abscisic acid-activated signaling pathway.
CGGAUGAUGAUGGACGGUGGAGUCGAGAAGAAUCAUAGGUGAGGGUCUGACCACUGGGAGGCAGAGGAGUUUCUUCUAAGCGAGAGAAGAGAGAGGAUAGGGGGAUUGGGAACUGGGAACAGUGCUCGCGGGUCUGUUUCGCCGGGAAGAAUUGGAUUGCAGGAAAGAGCGGGACAAGAGAGAGAGAGAGAGAGAGGCGGAGAUCCGGAGGCCGGCGGUCGAGGAGUUGCGUUGGGUGUUGAACGGGACUAUAUGAACUGUUGUUGGUCGACGAUGGAAUCCGAGUACGUUAGAAAGCAUCACAAGCAUGAGCCGAGGGAGAACCAGUGCAGCUCCACUCUCAUCAAGCAUGUCAAGGCCCCUGUUCAUCUCGUGUGGUCUCUGGUAAGGCGAUUUGAUCAGCCGCAGAAGUACAAGCCCUUUGUGAGUAAAUGCGUGGUUCUAGGAGAUUUCGAGGUUGGAAGUGUUCGGGAAGUUAAUGUGAAGUCUGGCCUACCGGCGACCACCAGCACAGAGAGACUGGAGCUUCUUGACGAUGACGAACACAUUCUCGGCGUCAAGAUUGUCGGAGGUGAUCAUCGCCUGAAGAACUAUUCCUCAGUCAUAACAGUCCAUCCCGAGAGCAUCGAUGGAAGGCCGGGAACUCUGGUGAUCGAAUCCUUUGUUGUUGACGUGCCCAACGGGAACACAAAGGACGAUACAUGCUUCUUCGUGGAGGCCCUGAUCAAAUGCAACCUCAAGUCUCUUGCGGACGUAUCAGAGCGCCUUGCGUUGCAGGAUCGAACGGAGCCCAUUGAUUUUUGAGCAGCAGAAGGCCCUGUGAAUGUCAUCCUCUGUUGAAGUUGUUGCCAAUGAAGAAUAGGGACCCCUAUGAUUACCGCACUCGCCUCGCUCUUGUGUUUAUUUUAUUUCUAGAGUUUAUCUUUGAGUAAAAGUGAUAUAUAGAGUUAUGGGUAGUAGAUGUUAGACUAUCAGUCUCUGUCACUGUUAUGAUUCUCUUUGUAUGGUUGGUACUGUGUAGAUGGAUAAAUAAUGCCGAAUUUAUAUGUUUUUGCUCAUGAUUGCCUUUUUAUAAGGGAAUAAGCUGGAGAAAUUGAGCUAGG